This is a messenger RNA of Ceutorhynchus assimilis (cabbage seed weevil), 1702 nucleotides long. Lineage: Eukaryota; Metazoa; Arthropoda; Insecta; Coleoptera; Curculionidae. The record is from the annotation of a GenBank genome assembly.
GCGAGAUAUUAAGGGAGUUAAGGCCCUCGGGAGGGUUCAUUCAUUCUUUGAAUUUCGUUCAAGCAAGUUGUCAGCUUUCUUCGUGUGUUUUAUUUUCGUUUCAGUUUCAUUGUUAUUAUCCUUGGAUAUUAUAGUGUUGAUAUUGUGUUUAGUGAUUACUCCUGAUAAUAUGGCUGAUAGUAGUUUUUGGGUGAAAGAUCUCUCCCUUUUCAAAGGCUUUCACUUUGGAAUUUCAGCAGCCUUUUUCACAAAAAAAUCGUGGACACACAGGCAGAGCGAUCGUGGCUAUAAAUUUUUUGCUGAGGGGUAUAUUCAUGAUGUGUUCAUACACAAGAAUGAGUGUACCAUCAAGGCGAAAUGCUAUAGGAGCCAGAAGAAGAAUGAGAAGCCGCAUAGCCUUCAUUUAAAAUUUGCAUCAGUGGACCUUAUGGUGGAAGCUCACUGUACAUGUGAGGCGGGGAACUCCGAAUCUUGCAACCACGUUGUUGGGCUGGCUUACUUUCUGCAGCAUUUAAUUUUGAAUGGCUUUAAAGAAGUCCCAGAAAGUGCAUCAUGCACUUCAAUCCCAAUGGAAUGGAAUAAGCCAAGAGGGAACAAAAUAACUGCAGAAAAAAUACCUGAAAGUGUUUUUAUUGACCCAAACAACAUAAAAAGGACAAAAAAAACAGUUAUUUGUCAAAUAAAAAACCCCAUAAGGAAUGAUGAGUUGAAGAAAAUCAACCAAGCUAGUAUCACAAACCUAAAAACUGUUUUAAAAGAAAUUAACCCGUCCAUACCAUUUGCUAGUACACUAUGUACUGAAAACAUGGCAAAUGAUAGAACAAUACUUCUACAAAAUGGAAUAAAUGUGCCAGCAUCCUCGCUAUUGGGACAUAUGGCUCGUGCUGGGACCAAAAAUGUUGCUGCUACAACAGGUCUUGAGAGGGAUGAACACCUGGACGAUCUACCUAUAGCAUUGCCAUUAGAUGAUAAAGAAAUGGUUGACAUCCUAAUAAGUUUGGCGCCAGUCCACCACGCCUCAUUACAACCAAUCUCUAUGGAGCAAGCAGCAGAAAUAGAGAAAAAGACAAGAACGCAGAACCAGAACGACCUUUGGAAAGAUCUUCGUAAAUUUCGGUUUACCGCCUCAAAAUUUGGUUUUGUUUGUAGAAGAAAACUUUUUAAUGACGAAUUUAUAAAACCAUUUGUGUGCCCUCCAGAUAUCAGUCGUCUAAAAACAGUUGCUCAUGGAUUGAAAAAUGAACCAAUAGCCAUAAGAGAAUUCUUGAAAUCAAAUCCUCAAUUCAAGUAUUUUAAAUGCGGUUUGGUAGUUCACCCAUAUGCUAUUCAUUUGGGUGCAAGCCCAGAUGGCAUUUUGUACGACUGUACAUCUUCUAGUUAUGGGGUUCUAGAAGUCAAGUGUCCUUGCAGCACUAAGGCCGAUAGUUUGGAAGAACACUUGAAAAUAAAAACCUUCUGUUUGCAACAGGACGAAAAUAAUUUAUUAUCGCUAAAGGUCAGUCAUGAUUAUUAUUUUCAAAUCCAGGGGCAAAUGCUUUUAGCAGGAUUACGAUGGGCAAAAUUUGUUGUGUAUAUGGCCAAAACACAACAAAUUGUAGUUCAAACCAUCCCUUUUGAUCCCAUUUUUUGCCAAAAUAUGUACAGGAUAUUAACUCAAAAGUAUGAGAUAUUUCUAGCAAAUGUAGAGGUUGUUCGUUUGUAA